GCCACAGCAGCCAAAUAGCGGGCUACGUUAAUAAGACGUUCUGGCUCUUCCCAUCACCAUGGCAACUGCUAACUGCUAGGUCCUGUUUCUCCAGUUUGCUCUGUAGUAUAAAAAGAACAAGCCCUCAUCUGAGACAGGUAGCUUCAUGGGAGUGUCACUUUCGUCUCUUCCCAGCUGUUUGUUUUGCUUGGAAAAAAGGCCUCAGCCAUUGCUCCAACUCUUGUAAAAAAUACUGUCAAAAAGCUUCAGCUUCCUACAGCAUACCUUAUUUUGUUUACUCCAUUUUAUAAAGCCAGAGUAACAGGUGCCUUCUACCUCUGUGGUUCAGGCACUGUGUAUUCUAUAAGAUCUGCACAUUCAGGUACACUGCAGCUCUCCAGAACGCAACGGGAUGGAAGAUGUCCCAACAAGGUCCCAGGCAAUGGGACAGUUGACCUGGACUGUGGCUGGCUCACAAGUCCUAGGGCUUGCAGUAAUUGCUAUCACAGGAGUAUGGAUGGGACACUAUAGGGGAGGCAUUUCCUGGAGCGGGAUGCAGCAGUUUAACGUCCACCCACUUUGCAUGGUCAUUGGGAUGGUAUUCCUCUAUGGAGAUGCUGUCCUUGUGCAUCGAGUAUUCCGAAAUGAAACUAAACGUAUAACAAAGAUCCUACAUGGUGUUAUACACUGCAUGGCCUUCAUCAUUGCAAUUGUAGGUUUAGUAGCAGUAUUUGAGUUUCACAGGAAGAGUAAUAUCACAGACAUGUACUCCCUGCACAGCUGGUGUGGUAUUGCCACAUUUGCUUUAUUCUUUAUCCAGUGGAUACUGGGCUUCUCCUUCUUCCUGUUUCCAGGAGUGACAUUUUCUCUGAGGAGCAGCUACAAACCACUUCAUGGCUUCUUUGGCAUUGCCCUGUUUGCCCUUUCAAUUGGAACUUGUCUACUAGGAAUCCUUGAGAAGAUAUUCUUCAGCAUCCCGAUGACCAACACCGGUUAUGAGCCAGAAAGAGUACUGGCCAAUGUUCUAGGUUUGCUGUUGGUCGCUUUUGGAAUUUCAGUUGGUUACAUUGUGACAAAAGAAGAGUGGAGACGCCAACCUCUGCCUGAAGAGCAAGCCCUUUCAAUGGAUUUUAAAACUCUUACUGAGGGCGACAGUCCAAGUGAUUCAUGAUGUCCACAAGGCCCACUAAUCCAAACACUCUCUGGUAUUACAGAAUCUAUGUAAAAUAUUUACUUGGUGUACAGUCCUUCUGAAGAAGAAGGACUUAAACUGUUAUUUAUCCUGCUCUUUGAAAUCUUAUUAAAACCCACUUUUAAUUAAUGCUCAUUGGGUGGGAAAAGUGGAUGCAAAGUUGUCCUGCCAGUGACUCAUACUGCUGCAUUAGAUGUUACUAGCCAAAGUAGGCUGGUCAUAACUGUUUUACAUUCAUUGAAAGCACCUUGGCGCAAGGGGGGAGUAACACUGGAAAAAAAUUAAAAAAUGGAACUUUUAAGAAACAUGAGAUCACCUUACUGUGCCAAAAUUUUGGUCAUGCCAUUUAACCCUCUAAGAGGUAAUGCAAUCUCAUUCAGUUCAGUUCAGAGGAGAUGGGAGGUAUGCAUUUUGAACUCUGUCUGCUAACACCAACACUCCUUUGCAAUUGUAUUUGGGCUACAAUUGUCAGCAAAGAACCUGUUGCACCUUUUUACUAAUGCCAUCUUCAAAUGCACUCUUCGAUGAAGGCUUUUUAAAAACUAAGAAACCAAAAUCUGUCCCCUACUGAGCUUACCAAAUUGUACUUGCCUGAUAAUGUUGCAUUCUAGAAACUAUACCUCUUAGUAAUUAACCAGGAGUGUGCCAGCAUUUGUCACUGAUUUAAAUAAACUACUUUGUAAUCAAAAACUACUCUCAUUCACUAAAAACUUUUCAACAAUUCUGACACUUAGAAAGGGCUUGCAGCCCAUUUCACUGUUUUUCUUGCAACCCACGUUUGACUCAAAAAGUGCAAGAAGUAAGCCAUUAUACAAGACAAUAUAAUUUAACCAGCACUGGAAGUAUUGAUUUUUCAAAUUUUUGAUGACUUUUGAGGAGGACCAGUGGACUCAUUCACAGUAGGGCUGUACUGCACUUCUGCAUGACUCUCAAAAAAAGGAAUACAUGGUGGUAAAAGAAAAUUGUAACUUACACCCUACCAAUAAAUUUUAACCUCAUGGCAUUUCCUACAGAACCAAAUCAUGAAUCGGGCUUAACAUGAAAUUAUUGUCACUCAUACACAACACAGAUGUGUGCGCGCACAUGCACACACCCACCUGCACCUUUCCUAUGGACACCACAUAAAGAGAGUAGUAGAUCACAAAAGAAGGGAGAUCACGUACAGAAUGCAUGUAUUACUGCCAACAGCAAAUACAAAAAAAGCCUUUCAACAAGUGAAGAAAGCCUCUAAAAGUGCAAAGUGAUUCUAACAUGUCUGAGACAUGCUAUUGUCCGUCAGCAUCAUACACUGCAGAAUUUACCAUGAGGGUACAAAGAAAGUGAUAACACUGUACCCUAACUUAUGCCAAAGAAUACAAUGUGUCCAUUGCAUGUGAUUUUGUUAGGAAAAGGCUAUGUAUAUAUCCUGCAGAUGUAUUACAUGACAUGCAUGUGAAAUGAUAUUAGACACUUGUAUGGAAUACAGCUAUUUCCCUUGAUGUAUAAAUACUGUAGUGUCCACCUCACAACUAUCCCUUUGAAAAGUAGCCAUGUGUAGCCAUUUAAACAUCUGAUUAACAUACUGGGUUCAGAUGGAUAAAAUGCACAAAUGUCUGACUGAAUACACUAAUUUGUCUAUAUCACCUAAAUUUCAGAAUGCAAUGUAUUUUUGCAACCUACACUUUGAAUAGAGAAACAUUUUAUAAAUGUAUUAAUACACAAAAAGAUGUUGCAGACAAUAGGAAACAUACUGACAAUACUUCUCUUUCCAUUCAUAACCUAUCCAGUACCAGAAGUAGAUUACAUUUUUGUAAUUAAUAAACUCUCUACCAGACAUUAUGGCACACCGACAUAAACAACAUACACUGUGAAUGCUGAUUGGCCUUCCUCAUAUCUACUGUACUCCUUGCUUUCUUGAGCAAUGUAGACCUAAGAAGAAGGGAGAAUUCUGUACUCAUAAUGUGAGCUGGUCUAUAAGUAAUGCCUCUGCUGCCUGAGUUUAAAUGUCAGUUGCAGAUAACAGAAUAUAUGCAAAGCCCACGUAAAGAUAGGCCAGUGACAUUCGGGCACGACUAGAGUAGAAAAAAUUGUAUUGGAUGCUUCCUGUAAAUUUUGCAGUUACGGUAAAAUAAUAUUAGAGACAUUAUAAAGCACCACACUCGACUUUAAAAGAGUAUUUCUUAGGUUAUAAGUUUUCAUCAAAGCAUUUAUUUAGAAUGUCAAAUUGUGUGUGUUUGUGUGUGUGUGUGUGUAAGUAAAAUGCAAUUAUCAGGCCUCUUAAUUAUGCAUCAGUUUCAGACUGGCAUCUAACUAACUACCCUUGCUGAGAACUGCUACAAAGACCAAGGUAGCAUUGCUAUGUACAACCCAGAAAGUUCAUUUAAUCAGGUUGCUAUGAGCCUGGCGCAUCUAUUACCUUAACUCUGACUGCCAUAAUUUCCAUUUGCUUACUAUAUAACUAUGAUGAAAUCACCAAACCAGUUCACAGCUCUUGGGCUGGAAAUCACAUUAUGUUUCACUGCCAGUGCCAUUUCCAGAAUAGAUUCACUGAUUGCAAGAGGGGAUACUAGUGACUCCCAAAAUGCAUUGUAGACAUAACACGAGCUACAGACUGGAAAACUUACUUUAAACAGUGAACACAAUGGCCAUGGCCAGAUGUCCAUGUAGGCCUAAGACCUAUAUACCCACUCCCCAACUAUGUGUAGUCCUCAUGUGUUACAUGGAACAAUGCAAAACAAAGUAAACUCUGUCAUUCUGAGUCCUCAGUUUGUCAGCUGAGAAAUGCAUUAGACAGGAUGUACUGGCUCGUCUGACCGCUCCCUCUGUCUCUAUAUAAACAACAGCUGUUAAAAGCAGUCACCUGAUGCAUUUUCCUUUUCCUUUGCUUGCUUGCAGAGUAAAAGGGAAGGAUGAAAAAUGAUUAUGCAGUCAAGGAACUUGAAAAAUAUAUAGAUUAAAAGAGGAUCAUUCCAAAAAAUGCUUCUGGUAAAGGAAGUUGACAAUUGCCUGUUUCAGACAGUUUGCAUUUUACCACAGUCAGGCACUGCUGCCCCAUUAGAUAAUGGUAAUUACCCUUUCCCCACCAUCAUGUGCACACAAUCAGGCACAUUUUUAUUUCAAUAUAAAUCACACAGAUCCUCUACUUUGAUAUUUUUUCUAAAAUUUUACAGCAGUUUUCAUCAACCAUGUAUAUCGAUAGAUACUUCUCUCCUUACUGUUUUUUUAAGAAUCAGACAUCCUAUUUUACUCAUAUUAGUGUUUGCCUUACGUAGUUUAAGCAGUAGCUACUCCUGUCAUUGUAUGGUUAAAAUCCAGCAUCUGAUCACCAAAUGCAACAGCUCUUAAAGAAUCUGGCAGGCUAUAUGCCAUAUGGCUAACAUAAUAAAUUCUAUGUCUAUAGGAUGUAGCACAUUUGUAAUACAAGUCCCAACAACAUCCUUCACUAGCACACUGUGCGAUUGAGUAAGUCAUUUAAUCAUACCAGUCUUCCCCACUUACCACUGUAAAAACUAUUUUUCUGGUGCGUCUCAACCAAUAAAAAAAAAUUCUUUUGAAAUGCAGACUUAAAGCAUCACAUUGUAAUAUAUUCUGAGGUACCAAGAACAUUUCCAAAGUAAACAUAGUUAUACUGCCCACUUGAACACAAAGUCUGACUACUGAUAUUACCAGUAAAACUUUAAAAAAUUGUCUAGAUGAUACUUCAAUCUCAUUUAGGUCAAUUAGGUAUUUAAGCGCAUAUCUCUCUUUCUUUUCAAAUCUGGCAUGUCUGUAGAAUGUUUAGUCAUGGAAAACUCUUAUCUCAAAUUAAAACUGUCUUUUAGAUGAAUAUUCCCAUAAGCCAGAAGUGUUUCUUUUAUCAAAACAACAUUGCCAACCAUCUCCCAUCAGUGACCACCAGGUGGAGAACUAAAUCUAAUUGUUAUAUAGAGCUCUACAUGCUAAACAGACUUCAAAAUUCUUCUAAUAUGCAGCAAAUGGCAAAACGCAUUUUUAUGUAUUGUUUUUACUUUGCAUUUGUUCAAGUCCACUGUGAAUACCUAAACAUGUUGUGAGAACACAUUUCUUAUAGCAGAUACCAAGCAGAUACCAUAGCACCUUAACCAGAUGUUCACUAUUGGUUUUCUGUGGCCAUGGCAAAAUGUGUAAACAAUAUAACUUUGUAUAGAAACAAAAGAGUAAAAUAAAAUAAGUACUCUGGCACUACUGUCAAAACUGAUAAUAACUGCACUAAAGUGAAUUGAAUGCCACCAUUUCCAGCAGAGAACAGCUUUGGCUUCAAGUCAGUCAAAAAGCAAACGAGUUAUAGCUGGUUUUGAUGAUUUAUGUCAUAACAACAAGCACUCAAACACUGUACUCCAAAACAAUUUAAAAAUAAUACUAAAAUUUAAAAAGUCUAUAAAAAGAAGCAGGAUCCCUGUGGCUCUUAAUAUUCCAACUCCAAGGUUUCUAAACAUGGAGGGUAUGCUCCAUUACCCCAAAGUUCAAAGACCUCACACUUAAUAUACCACAAAGUUACUGCCUUCACUAUUUCUUUCUAUGAUGUGGCAGUCACAGAAUCCACAUGAUCUUUUCUUUGGUACAAAUGCCCGCUGAUUACUGCACAUGGCUACCCCUACACUUUUUAAGGAUGGUGGCAUCUGUUUAUCAUAUGAGCAGUAGUGAAAUGCAGCAUCAUAUGACCGUAACAGCAAUGACACCAAUGUCCGGGUCUUCAGUCACAGUGCCUAUGCAAGAGCUGUGAUCUGGGGGGAUGCAUGUGGAAGUAAAGCUGCAGUAAAAUAUCAGCAUGUUGUUUUAGUCGCACUUGGGAAUAAUCUGAAUAAUUAUUUGCAUGUCUCUAUGGGUAGUGAAGUACAAGAUGCUAGGAUCACCUAUCAGCAGUUAGAGGUGCAUGCAGGUUGAAGAUGUAGUCCGAACACAGCACAAACUGCUGACAAUGCUUCAGUAAUUCAGCACAAAUACAACUAUGCUGUUGUGUGGCCUCCUUCCCAUGGAGUAAUAUUUUGUCCUUGCGGCUGUCAGUACUGGAGGUACAAUGCUAUAACAGCAGUAUUGUCAGUACUGGAGGUACAAUGCUAUAACAGCAGUAUUGUCAGUACUGGAGGUACAAUGCUAUAACAGCAGUAUUGUCAGUACUGGAGGUACAAUGCUAUAACAGCAGUAUUGUCAGUACUGGAGGUACAAUGCUAUAACAGCAGUAUUGCCAGUACUGGAGGUACAAUGCUAUAACAGCAGUAUUGUCAGUACUGGAGGUACAAUGCUAUAACAGCAGUAUUGCCAGUACUGGAGGUACAAUGCUAUAACAGCAGUAUUGUCAGUACUGGAGGUACAAUGCUAUAACAGCAGUAUUGUCAGUACUGGAGGUACAAUGCUAUAACAGCAGUAUUGUCAGUACUGGAGGUACAAUGCUAUAACAGCAGUAUUGUCAGUACUGGAGGUACAAUGCUAUAACAGCAGUAUUGUCAGUACUGGAGGUACAAUGCUAUAACAGCAGUAUUGUCAGUACUGGAGGUACAAUGCUAUAACAGCAGUAUUGCCAGUACUGGAGGUAUAAUGCUAUAACUGCAGUAUUUAUCAAGGAGACUGUGAACACAAACUGCAUUUCCUACUUCCUCUAUUUGUGACUACAUGCUGAGGAACUUUAGAGUCCAGAUUUGUUCCAUGGUCAUUUUCAUGCUCAGAAAUUACAAAUUCAGACAUAAAAUUAAGAUGCAGGUUAAAAGUCUGGGUUACAGCUAGCUACAAUAUUUGCUUCUGCCACUUACUUUCUUAUCCAACAUCUUGGCAGUGGAACACUUUUCUGUUAGGAGUCAUGGUUAGUAUCCAAGUGGGCUAUGCUGGACUCAUCAAGACUGAUCAGAAGGCCUGCUUAUCAGUGCUGUAAUUGUUAUACCAUUGUGCUUUUCCUUCGUCUAACUAGCAUGCCAAGAGGUAAAGUCUGAAAACAAAUACAAAAAUAUAAAUUGGGCUAUUAAUGAAAAAGUGGCACUUUUUGAACCUGUAAGAAUGUCCUUGGCUGUUAAGCAGAAGUAUAAAAAUGAAGUUGCCACUCAUGCCCUGGGUCUGAUAUUAGCAUAAAAUUAAAGGAUUCUGAGUCAGACAAGCAAAGUAAUAUAAUUUAUAGAGAAAUGUGCUUCGGUAUUUGCUGUCCCAUAGUAAUGUUUUAAGAGAAAGAUACAUUAUAGCAUCUGCUCAUAGCUAUGUCAGUUCAUAUCAUGGGCAGUCCUUAGACUGGUGGUUCCCCCAAUCUGAAGUUGAAGACCACAAAAAAGAAAAAAAAGCCUUGCAAUGCCCUAAAGUGCAGCAAAGAGCUGUACAAGCUCCCUGCUACAGUUAAGCUACAAAACACACUCAUUUAAACCUCUGUGAUAGUUGGGAACUGCGCUCAUGCCCAUUCAGCAGCUACUCAGCACUGCUAACCACUCCCCCUGACAGUUUGAGCUAGGCAACGCCACCCCCUUCACCUCACCCUAAUUAUGGUGCUAGGUUGCCCUUUAAGUAAUUGAGGGAAAUUUUCUCUGACUCUAAAUUCCCAGUAAAAGUUCUUUUAUGUUACUAUUGCUCACUUUUCCCAGAAGAGUUUUCAUCUGUGUCCUGCAGUAUUACUGUGCCCAUAUUUCAGAGGUUCUCACCUUUCUUCACUGUUACACAAUCACAAAGUUAGUAUAUAGAGAUAAAGGGGCAUGGGGUGAAGGUCUCCUUAUGGGGGAGCAAAGAUCUUGUUGUCCUGCUUUUGAGCUGUGUGGCCAGAUGUAUCAGAAACCGUGUUUGUAAGCAGUGAUGAUCAAACAACUGGGACACAGACUGUUGCGGCUUAAUCUACCAUGUAGAAAUGCUGCAGUGGGCCACUGUAACAUCACCAAAAACACAGCUGCCAUAAUAUUUUCACUUGGACAGCAAAGAACAAACCAUUAUACACAGUUUCUGAUUGGCUGGUAUUGUGUCUUGCAUUCACAAACCUUAUGGUGUUUAAAUUACAACUGACAUCAUUUGAAUGUAGGCUGUUUUCAGAAGUAUGAAUUUUAUUUUAAUUAAAGCAAGUAGCAUUUUAUCUUAAAACAAGUUGUAUUUUGAAUGCAAAUAUAUCUGCCAGCAAGAUUUCUACAGACAGUAAUUCCUAUGGCUGAUACUCCUGUGAUAAUAUUAAUUUAUAAUGAAUGACUAGUAUUUUCAUAGGAAGCAUUUAUAUAAAUAUUAAAGUUUAUAAGACAUUUAGAUUGUUCUCCAGCUUCCUUAAAGAUAUGAGCUUUGAGAUUUUGGAAUGCUGGCUUGGCAGUAUCACAAGGUAUUCUUCUCUCUACAUGCUUCAGUGCUCUCUGUUGACCUUAAUUGAAAUACCAGCAGGCUGCUGUUUACUGACACAUUUUCAAAAUUACAUAAAAAGGAAAAACAUCAUUUAUAGAGUCUCAAUAUUUUCUUAAAGAAAGAUCAUCAUCAUAGUCAUCAACCCCCAUCUUUUCCAUUUUCUACAUGGCACUGGGGUGUCUUAUAAACUGUCACCAUCUUGCUCAGUUCAGUGCCACUCUCUUACCUUCGUCAAUAGUCAUGCCUAACUGAUGCAGGUUUUCAUUCACACAAUCCCUCCAUGUCUUUGCUGGAUGCCCUUGUUUCUUCUUGCCUUCUUCCUUCCUUUCUAUCCCAAAUCUCCUUCGCCAGAUUGUUUUCUGCUUCCCUACACUUAUGACUGAACCACCAUAAUCCAUGCUUUUUGACCUUCUCUCUUAUUGGAACUACUUGGGCUUCUGUUCUAAUGUCCUCACUUCUCCAUCUGUCACACUAUGGUAAUUCUACCCCCCAUCUCAGGCACUUCAUCUUCAUCACCUCUAGCUUCCUCGUUUGCUCUGCCUUCACUGCCCAGUACUGGUCGCACCACUGUUUUGCACUCCUUACUUUUCAGCUUCUUUGGCAUUCUUGUGUGAUACACUCCUGAUACUCUAUAGAACUUGGCUGCAGCCUCUCUGAUUCUGGCUUUGAUCUCCUUAUUCAGACUUCCCUUCUUUUCAACUUCACCUCCCAGAUAUUCGAACUAUUAACCUGCUCCACUAUUUGACCUUCUGUCUCAAUUUUCAGAUGCUUCUAAUUUCCCCAAUUUGCUGCCAUUACAACUGUUUUAUCUGUACUCAGUUUCUUCCCAUGUGCCUUCAGUUUUGCACUCCAUGCUCAGAGUCUGCCUGUAAUGCCACAUUGUCUGCAUAAAGCAGUUUUGUUGGUCUGUCCUCUCUAUCUUUUUUGCUAAUGUAGUGCAUCAGCAGUGUAAAUAGCAGUGGGCUCAGAGCUGAACCCUUAUGCACUCCCACUGGGCACCCCUCAGUCAGUCUAAACACUGUUCAUACUUGUGACAUUGUGUCCUUGUACAAAGCCUGCACUAAUUCUACCAAUGUUUCCAAAAUGUUUUUAACCAUUGCAGGACUAUCCAAAAUCAGCUUUCUUUGCAUCUUAUCAUAUGCUUUCUACAAGUUUAGAAACGUCUGCUUGGACUCUUGCUCAUCUUUAGCUUCUUCUCAACUGUCCAUUUCACUGUAAACAUCAGGUCUGCUGUGCUGCAUCCUGAUCUGAAUCUGAACUGCUCAGCUCCCUUCUUACUUUCUACUACUCCAUGUAAGCAAGCAGAGCACUAAAACGUUACAAUAUUUGGUUAUACUGAAUACUGCACAUUUUUAGUUUGUGUGAGUGUUAUGUUUAGCUUAAUUUUUAGGGAAAGAGUGUUUUAUAACAAAGAGUAGAGUUAGGACAGGAAUGUGGAUAGGUUUAGGGUUAGCCCAUUAGUAAGGGUGGGUUGGGGCUUUGCCUCCUUGCACCACCUGAUACAAUGCAUACUAAUCCUAACCCUAUCCCCAACCCUCCUAUUCCUACACAUUAGGAUCACAUUACAAAUCAUUUCCCCUAAUAGCAACAGUAUACAAACAAAGCUUUUGAGAUUUAGCGAGCAAUCCAUCAGGUUUCUUGCAUUCAGUCUCCUGCAGUUGGAACACACACACACACACACACACAAAGCAACAUUAAAGUCCAGUUAGAUUGUUUUCGAUAUUCCUGAAAAAUCUGGCAGUAUCUUAAGAUUUUUCACUUUUUUUUUUUAAAUAGAAAAGGUAUUUCUGAUAGGAGGUCUUCUAGGAAGAUUUUUCCCUUCCAAAUCAUGUGUUUUCUGGUGAAAGACAAGUGAAAUUAUAUUGUUCCACAGAGACUGUACAUAAACAAGACAUCAUCUUUGGAUGAGGCAAUCUUCUACGUAUUGCUGUCAGCCAGGAGAUUUGCUUGGAAUGGAUAAUACAAAAUGUGAUGUUAACAAACCUACAUUAUAGCUGAAGGAUGCAUUGGAAUCUAAUUAAGCAACCAAUAAUCAUGACAUGAGGCAAACUAAGUGUAUGUGUACAGUCCCAGCUCACAUCCAUGAUAGUCUUCAGUUCCAAAAUGGCCUGUAGAUAAUUUCGUUUUUAGUUUCCAGAAGAAUCUUUUUACUAUGGUAUGGUAAAAUGUUGCAGAAACCGCCAAGCACAAAGGAUACAGAGACUGUGGAACAAACUGGGCCAAAAAAGUAAAAGGAAAGCAGAAAUUCUGUUUGUCUAUGGGAUUGACAAAAGAAUGAAAAGAAAAUGCUGCAGUUUUUUUUUUCAAAAGAUGGCACAAGAGCUGAGGUACAAAAAUGUAACAUUCAAAGAUACAUUAAGACAGAAAAAGGAGGACACAGAGGUACAUCUGAAAAAAAACAGUGAAAUGAGUUCAAAGCAUUAAGUUAAGAGGCUUAAGAAUGCAAAAGAUAAAAUGAGAUCACCUAACUAAAGUGGAUAAGAAGACAAUGCAUUUUAUAACUAUGUUAGCAGGAGAAAAUGAAGGGAUGCACUACACCAUGAAGAUACAUGAAGGUUAGGAAAAAUGGUAAACAAUGACUCAUUAAAUAGAAGAAAGUGGAUUAGAAAGCAACAAAAGAGAGAAAUUAAGCACAGUCCAUUUUUUAACAGAAACCACAAGCCCAUUUGAUAGCCAAUUAAUUAAUAUGGCAAUAGAUGUGGUAACGUAAAAGAGAGAUUAGAACAUUCACAGAGGUCCUGGGCAAACUCCAUUGAUCCCUAUAGACCAGUCUCAGAUGAGUGUAGAAGGGCAAUCAAUGGUAGACUUCUCAAAUGGUCAACCAGAAGUAGUGCAGGAAAUGAACAUCCAUUGUGGGGCCAUUUCCAGAACUGAGGGAAAAGCUUCUUGUGGGAUAUGGACAAGUUGAGGCAAGUCAUUAGAUGCACGAGUGUAGAAUCAUCAAUUUACUGUAUAAGAGAGGCUGGAUAUAUGCAGGUAUAGAGGCCAUUGGUAAAGAUAUUAAAGAGGAGGGGACCUAGAAUAGAAGCUUGGGGUAUACCAGUGCAGACUUGCAGGUAUGAAGAGAGAAAGGAUUCUGACAUUUUACAUUCUGAAGUCUGUUGGUUAAACAGUUACUGAACCACAGUAUUGAAGAAGGGGAUAGCCCAGGUUGAGACAGUUUAUGCAGGAGUUUAGACUGAGAAACUAUAUCAAAGGCUUUUGACAGGUCAGGGAAUAAGGAGGAAAUCAGAUUGCCAGAACCCCUGUGUUUCUUUAUGGUAUCAGUGAAUGAUGCGAAGGGCAGUAGUACUGUGUGCUGGGCGAUAUCUUUAGAAAAAGAAAAAAUGGCUAUCUAAACAGUUAACGGUAUAGUAGCUAGGCUUAAUUAUGGAUAAAUGUCAAAUCAUGUAGUUGGCCUAUAAAACUCUGAAGUAUAGUGCAAAAUAUAUGGAAUUAAAAAAAAAAAUAAGAGAAAUGUCAAGUGAUCAGAAGUGGUAUGACAACAGAUAGAUUAGGCACAUGAUAGAAUUACCAAAACAGAAUGUUUUAGUGCCCACAAAGAACCAAAAAUAGCAGAAAGAAUGAAGAAGGUCUGUAAGAUGUCAUCCUCUCUGUCCAGUUUUGGAGACCAAUAUCUUACAUCAGACAAGCUGCAGUUACCACUCUGAGGAAGGCCACCAACUUGGCACAUUAUCUGUAUUAACAUCUUUAUCAGUAAGAGCUGAUGGGAAAGGCAGCUAUAUAAUAAAGUACAGUUCCAGUAGAUUUCAAUUAGAUAACCUUACAUUAGGUCGUGCUUUAAAAACUUUCUUGUAGAAGGUAUACAGAGUCAAUUUUUGAAGCAAUAACGUCUGAGCUACUCAUAAUGAUGUCAUCUACUGUAUAAAGACUAAUAAAGAUGUCAUCUACUCUAUAAAUUUGUAGUUAUAUUCAUGACUUUUUCUGAUUCUUCUAAAUUAAAAAGGAGCAGACCUUUGCAUUAUGGAAUUCAAGAGUGGUAUGUGCGAUACAAGUGCUGAAUACACCAGAACACCAGACAUCUAAGCAAAGAUCAAAAUCUACAGAAAGAGAAGAGUGAAAGGGAAAACAGACAUGAGAUUGUGCUGAUGAUCGGCCACUAAUGUAAUAUUUAUGUGAAGAUCUCAUCUUCGGUUGCAUUUCAUUCAUCAAAUCUUGUCUAAGAAGGAAAUCCAAAACAGACAAAGCAAACAGUAGAACAGACACAGAGAUAUGAGCAGACUAAUGAUUAAAGCAAAGCAUGUGGUCAUAACUUGCAUAUGAAUUAGAACUAAAUCACAGACUACAAAGCUUCAAAAAACUAGGGACAGUGAGAAGCGUAUAUAACAUAUAAAACAGAUUUAAUGCUUAAUCUGUUUAUAUAAACGGAGGUCUUAACACAGAGCAAUACAGUGUUGAGGGGCAUCCCCUUUCCAAACUCAAAGGUGAUUGUAAUAUGGAAUUGCAUACAAGACAGUAUUAUACUAGAGUCAUCUUUUAAGUCCAUUCUUGCCAGGAAAAUAUGAGAGAUAACAUACACUGACUGUUCAGUCACCAUUUCAUUAGUCUUACUCAUAUUCAUAACAGCAAGACCCCAACAUCUUUGGAACCUUCAGGAGGAAGUAAUGAUUAUUGAUCAGUAGUUAGGUUUAGGUAAAACGAGUCUCCUGUUUAGCAGUGUACAGCUUUUACUUAAACCAGGCCAACAUUAUGCUUGCUAAUGUCCUUAUGAUCUCUGGGAAUACAUAUUUCUAAACUCACAUAGAUUAGUGAUGUUGCAGUGUGCCAAAUCACAGCCUUCUGCUAAGCUCAGAACAAGAAGGCUCAGUGUAAAGGUCUUCAGCAGACAGUUGUCUAGGCAGAAGAAAGUACAAAGGACCCUUUGCCAAAAGAUGAUAAUCUUCACAGUUAAGUCAUUUCAUAAUGCUGCACAGUACAAAGGACAAACCAAAGAGCAGAAUUCUGAACUGGUAUUGUUUUCCCAAAACAGACACAAAUCUUUAUUAGAACUAAGAUGCUGAAUAAUUAAGUUUCUCUAUGGUAUGAAAACAUAAUCUAUUAUCUUGUCUGAGAAGAAGGCAUGACAAGGUGAGCAUUUAAACUUCUCUGUGCAUGAUACAUAAACAGAUGAUCUUGAAAUCAGAAAUAGGUCUCAUAUUUCCAUUUUCUUAGGUUAAUAGGUAGUUACUAGGCUUGUGGUCUUGGAGAUCAUUGAAGAGCCCAGCCCAAUUUCUCAGUUGCCUCAGAACAUUGUCUGGUUAAAAAAAAAAUCACAGACUCACAUGGUAGGCACAUGGAAGCUGAGCUGACAGAAUCAAACUCUGGACUACAGGAAACAGUUUAUAGCCCUAAUCCUAUGUGCUUAGCUCUCAGACUAGAAAGCCACCCCCACCAGCUGGCACAUGAAUGUGAAAUAGAGAUCUUUGUGAUAUGUAUAAGAACCUGAUGUAAAGCUCUUUGUAGUAUCACUUUUUGGACACUCAUUAUACAGAACUCUUUAGAAAGGAAACGGAAUGCAUCUGAAUAUAACUUUGCAUGAUCUGGAGGGUUGAAAGACAGACAUCAGAUGACUCUCUGGGUGCUGCUCUAAGAUACCUAACAUGUAACCUCUUAGCCAUAGUAUCUAGAACCUGGUAGUUGAAUUGGCAGUUUUCCUGUAAAGUACACAGAAACAAUCAACCUCCAACCACUGACUUCACAAUCAAAAAUACCCAAGACGAUGAACAGGUGAAGCUGAGAUGGGGCAUGUCAGAUGAGUGGUGCUAUUCUUUACAGAAUGUUUUGUAACUGAGACAAAGAUGAUGAAAGCAUAGCAUUAAAAGGAAAUUAUUUUUAUUAUCUGAAAUCUGCAGCACUGGACCAAACAUUUAAGCCAUAAUAUAAAAGAUGACUAUCAAACUGCUCUAGGGUUGUGUAUCGUAAAGAAAACUGAGUUCAAGGUUAUAACAAAAUUAUGGUACAUGCAUUAUGCCACAAGGGAAAACAUCUAAUAAAAGCAAGUGGUUUAUAUGUUGCACUCCCUCAUGGCAUGACCCUGAUGACAUCCACAGCUAUCUGUGGAGUUUUGAAGGCAAUGGAGGUGUGGUUGGGAGGGGUGGAAAUAGGAUACUCAUACCUAUGAACAGUUUAGAGAUCCAAUCCACCUACUGCAUCCAUCUACUACAUGUGUUUUGAAUGUGGGAGGAACCGUAGAAAAUCCAUAUGAUGUAGGAGAAACCCUAGAAAAUCUAUGUGAUCACAGGAAGGGCUCACAGACUGUUCUCAGAAGGCACCACCUCUGAGAAUUGAACUA
Messenger RNA from Protopterus annectens (West African lungfish), 14726 nucleotides. RefSeq names its product transmembrane ascorbate-dependent reductase CYB561. The coding region runs from base 392 to 1150 and encodes 252 amino acids. Gene Ontology annotation, cellular component: lysosomal membrane. The transcript is spliced from 6 exons. The record is from RefSeq and is a predicted model, not a curated record. NCBI's taxonomy places the organism in Eukaryota, Metazoa, Chordata, Ceratodontiformes, Protopteridae. Gene Ontology annotation, molecular function: oxidoreductase activity.